Messenger RNA from Populus nigra (black poplar), 3058 nucleotides. RefSeq lists its product as uncharacterized. NCBI's taxonomy places the organism in Eukaryota, Viridiplantae, Streptophyta, Magnoliopsida, Malpighiales, Salicaceae. Gene Ontology annotation, biological process: RNA processing. The transcript has 4 exons. Bases 166 to 1173 code for a protein of 335 amino acids. The record is from RefSeq and is a predicted model, not a curated record.
AAAACACGCGUCCCCAUAAAUAAUCACCAUAACGUUUGGCACGACGUCGUUAUCAACAAUCCUUUAUUCCUUCAUCCAGGCCAAAAACCUAAGCUCCUCCCUAUCUUCUUACUCUCCGUUUUCCUCAACCAGCUGUUCGAUAAAACUCUUAAAAGAAACAAACCCAUGGGAAAGAGAGGAGGAGGGGGAGUCAGCAAAAAGCCACCACUGAACACGCUAACAGCUUCUAACAAGUCUUUCGCACUGAGUGCAAAAGGCGGAAAUCACAAUCCCAGGUCAUUAUUGAAACUUGAACACUUGCAGAAUCUUGCAUCAUGGGCUACUGAAGAAGCUUCAAUCCCUUCUCUUGCUGCCUUUUUUGGGCGUCAGUUUGCGUCUUCUGCAGAGACUUUGGGUGUCCCACUUGACCCUUCUGCUCUGUUUCAGUGUCAGAGGUGCGAGACAUUUCUUCGACCUGGCUUUAACUGCACAACACAAAUUGAAAAGAAUCAACGAAAGGCAAGGCGUCGACACAAGAGAUUUAGUACUUUGACGAAGAAUAAUGUCGUCUACAAAUGCCACCACUGUUUACAUCUUAAUCUAAAGAGAGGAACUCCUAAAGGCCACAUGAAAGAAAUAUGUCCGCCCAAGCCAAAGCCACAUGCUAAACCAACCAAGUCCGUGCUUCAGAAGUCUGCCAACUUGGAGAAAGGCACAAGUAGCAAAGGUGAGAUAGUUAAGAUCGACGGGCCAGCUCUGCCUGCAAUAUCUCUGGAUACUUCCAUCACGAACAAUCCAGCAAAUCCAUUUCCGAGGAUUAAGACAGAUGAGAUAUACAAGAUAGCCGAGACAGCUUUGCCUGCAAUAUCUGUGGAUACUUCCAUCACAGACAGUCCAACAACUCCAUUUCCAAGAGUUAAGACAGACGAGAUAAUUAAGAUUGAUGAGACAGCUUUGCCUGCAAUAUCCAUGAGCGCUUCAAUCACAAGCAGUCCAGCUACUCCACUCCCAAGCGGCAGAUUUUCUCUGCUGGAUGCCACGAAGAAAAAGAGAAAUAGAUCAGCUAAAAAACCAGAGCAAUCUGAAGGCGAUUCUGCUGCAAUGGAUGCUGAAAACACUGUCAGCACAUCAAGUAAAAGAAAGAGAAAAUCUUGGACAAGCCUGAAGGAAAUUGUGGAGAAAAGAGCACAAUAGGAUUCGAAAAAUUAAAACCCUGACAAAGCCAAUGUUUUGUGUAAAAUAGAAAAAUCUUCUUAACAAUGAAGACUGCUGGUAAGAUCAUGGCCAAUUGUUUUUUUACUGCAACAUAAACAAUCUUGAGGGAAGAAAAGGUUCCAGCAAAACAAAGUUUUGGAUUUACUUUUGUAUGUUCGUUAGCAACAUAGAAGUUUGGGCUUUAAUGCUUUUCAAUUUUUCACCAAGGUACUCUGUGUAGAUGGUUACUAGAUUGUUGUUCUGCCGGGUGGAUUAUUUUUUUAAAAAAAUAAAAAAAACUAUUCAGAUAUUGUUAGUGUUUUUUCUAGUAAAAAGAAUAAAUAAACCUUUGAGGUGAGAUUAAAGAUUGAUUUAGUGAAGCAACCAUACUGUAAAUGGCUGGGGUAUGUAAAAUAGACUCCAUUCUGGAAGAGAACAAAUAAACCUUACUAUCUCAGAACCAACAACACUAUCUAAUAUAUUCCGCCUUAAUUAGAGGAUGAAAAUGAAAACUAUCUUACCAAAACAUGGCUUUUGACAAGAUUAUAGCCAGAAGAAAGUCGUCAGCAAUGCUUCCAUUCUCAGUUCAGUUGUCCUACUCUUUUCUUUUUCUCUGUCCCUUCGCAAAAAUGCACCUUCAAUUUCCUUCAGCAACUGCAUCAUCAGGUUGCUGCAGAUACUGCACAAAUACUGACCACCAAUGCAAUAAAAUCUCCCUCAACGAGGAUAAUAUUUUACAUUGUUUUUUAUUUUUAUUUUUAUUUUUUUAAAAAAAUAUAUUAAAAGGAUAUAUUUUACAUUUCAUGACUCCGUGCUCUAGUAAUGGAAACAGUUGUCAAAUCCCUACAUUCAUGUCAUUUCUGUAAUUUACUCAUCCUCCUAGGCCCCAAGUGGUCAAAUCCUCUUGAAAUGGAAACAGUGGCGCAACACCAGGCGGCAGCCAAAUUUCGGAGGGAAUCAGAGAAUGAGACUCCGAAAAUUCGCGCAGAUCUCAACGAGCGAAGAGGAAGAGGAAGAGGAAGAAGAAAUGUCAAAUGAACAUGAAGAGGGUGAGAUACUUCCCCCAGAAGAGGAUGAGGAUGAGGAGGCGUCGCUGGAGGAUCCCAAACCGGUUGGGAAACGAGUUAGGUUUUCAGGAGAAGGAAGCGAGAAGAAAAGUCACUACAAGGUUUUCGAGUUUUCCGGAAACCGUUACACUAUUGAAGAUCCUGUGCUUCUAGCUCCUGAAACUAAAGAGCAAAAGCCUGACAUUGUAAUUAUCAAGGACAUUACUCAGACCAUUGAUGGUAUGGUGAUGGUCACUGGACAACUGUUUUAUCACCCCGAAGAUGCUAAGAAAAAGGGUGGUGGAAACUGGCAGAUACGUGAUACCAGGGAGCUGUUCUACAGUACCCAUCAUGUUGAGGUUCCAGCAAAAUGUGUAAUGCACAAGUGUGUGGUGCAUUUUAUCCCCGCCAACAAGCAGCUUCCAGAUUGCAGAAAACAUCCUGGGUUUAUCGUCCGGCAAAUUUAUGAUGCUGUAGAGCAGAAGCUCUGGAAAAUAACUGACAAGGAACAUAACUAGCAUUUCUGUUCUUCCCAAUGUUCUGUGAAAGAAAAAUAGAUUAGGAUGCAAGUAAUCAGAGGAAUCCAAAAGGCAUAUUGCUGCAAUAGGUGCUAAAAUAACUUAGGACAUCAAGUAAAAGAAAGAAUGAAAUGAUUGACGGCAAUGAACAUAAUUGAUUUGACUAAUCCAGAGUUAUGCAAGUAGGACAGGCAUUCUUGUGUUUAAUACAGGGGGCAAGAAUCACAAGGGGUUACUCUAGUCAUCGGAUUGCAACGUACUAAUUUUCAGUAGAGAAUGGGAGAUUUUAUGAAAUUCUAGGCUAUUGUUCGUUCUGCAUUA